Drosophila serrata is the source of this 1146-nucleotide messenger RNA. RefSeq names its product Odorant receptor 82a (gene Or82a). Gene Ontology annotation, molecular function: olfactory receptor activity; odorant binding. The record is from RefSeq and is a predicted model, not a curated record. Lineage: Eukaryota; Metazoa; Arthropoda; Insecta; Diptera; Drosophilidae. Gene Ontology annotation, cellular component: plasma membrane. Gene Ontology annotation, biological process: detection of chemical stimulus involved in sensory perception of smell; sensory perception of smell.
AUGAGUCGUCUCUUUCAACUGCAGGAAAACUGCCUGCGAACGAUGGGGCAUAGUCCCCCCAAUAUUGAUACAAACGAAAAGAUAUCUCUAAAAUUGAAUCACGUUAUCUCACUGUUAUUCGUUAUAUCGGCGCAGUAUCCUCUUAUCUCCUAUAUCUUUUAUAAGCGAAAUGAUAUGGAGGAAAUCACAGCCUGUCUAAGUGUUGUGUUCACCAAUCUGCUAACCGUCAUUAAGAUUACAACUUUUCUGGUGUUUAAGAAGAACUUUUGGAAAAUGAUUAACCGCUUCAGGGAAAUGCAUGAGGAAUCAGGUGACGGCAAUGGAUACGGCUAUGUGGAAGAGGCCAACAAACAGGCUUCCGUACUGGGAAGAGCAUAUUGCAUCUCCUGCGGCCUAACGGGCGUAUACUUUAUGUUGGGACCCAUAGUACAAAUCGUGACUAGCAAGUGGCGAGGCACAAUAUAUGUCAGGGAACUACCCAUGCCCAUGAAGUUCCCCUUUAACGAUGUGGACAGUCCCGGAUAUGAAUUUGGGUUUAUGUAUACCGUGCUCGUUACUGUCGUCGUUGUGGCCUACGCAUCAGCUGUCGAUGGUUUGUUCAUUUCAUUUGCCAUUAAUCUGCGAGGACACUUUCAGACCUUGCAGCAGGAAAUCGAGCACUUUGAUUUGACCUUGUCCGAAAAGGACAUACAGGCGGGUUUGAAAUCGGUGGUGCAUUAUCACGAGGAACUGCUCUCCUUAUCAACGAAAUUGCGCUCGAUCUACAUGCCCACAGUGUUUGGACAGUUUGUCAUUACAUCCUUGCAAGUGGGAGUGAUAAUCUACCAGCUCGUAACGCAUAUGGACUCAAUUAUGGAUCUGUUGUUAUACGCCUCUUUUUUUGCUUCUAUAAUGUUGCAAUUAUUUAUUUAUUGUUACGGUGGUGAAAUAAUUAAAGUUGAGAGUUUGCAGGUUGAUGUGGCUGUCCGGCUUUCAAACUGGUAUUUAGCCUCUCCGAAGAUUCGAAGAUCUUUAUCCAUGAUCAUAAUGCGGUCCCAGCGGGAAGUACUGAUUAGAGCCGGAUUCUAUGAUGCCUCUUUGGCGAAUUUUGUUGCAAUUUGCAGGACUGCAUUAUCAUUGAUAACGUUAAUAAAGUCUAUGGAGUAA